AUGGCCUACCUGCUGUCUAAUGUCACCCCCUUGUUUCGAAUGGUCUGGCCUUCUAACCGCAGAACACCUCCGAGAAACGGGACUACUCAUAUGCAUCCCAGUGCCACACCGGGCAUGACAGACUUUGAAGAGGAGCCAUCAUCCGAAGAAGAUUAUAUUUACGAUAUCAACAGCCAACUAGCAUCGGAAACCCAAGAAAACAAGGACACAUCCACGGGACGGAUUCCGGGUGUAGCAAAGCUCCUCAGUAAUGUGACCAUCGGACCUCCAUCUAGUCAAACAGUCAACAGAGCUAAACCGAACUUCUAUAUCACUAGACCAAACGGCGCGAAGGUUCCUCUGAUACCCUUGGACGAGCUACCCGAGGGCCUUAAGCUUGGUGACCAAGAUUGGUAUCGCAACUGCUGGAUAAGGUACAUGCAUCCCGUAUCUCACGGCAGACUCCCAAGUUCAGGAACUUAUGUAGCAACCAUCAAUAGUGGCACACAGCUCAGCCGCAAGGGGUAUACUGUUAGAACACCAAGUGGCAGAGUGGAUAUCUUGAAAAAGCCGAAAGUCAUCCCACCGCUGCUUGAUUGCUGUGUGUGUGAAAAUGCCAGGAGCAAUGAGGACGAUGUCGCUGUUCAACCUCAAGAGAACCGGCCAAAGUCGACUCAAUCACCCUUGCUGCCACAGAGAGCGGAAGUGCAAAUCGGGCAACGAUACGGGACAUUCGCUCCGCCUGACUCCUUAAACAUGAACCUAUUUGAUUCUUCCAGCUCCAGUUCUGAAGAGGAAACAGCAGAAACGGAUGGAGCCAGUCGCCCAAGGGGUCAGGAUUGGCUAACUCGUGAACGAUCCGAAACGCCGCCAGGUGAAAGGAAGCUAAGUAUGGGUGUUCUAUGGGAAGUCGAGAGCAUAGAUGACGACGACGACGACGACACUCCCAACGAUGAACCUGAUAUGCCGGAUGGUAGAAGUGAUAGCCAGUCUCGUGACGAUAAGCUCGACAGCACAGAUGAUACAAAUGAUAGCCAGCAAGGCGGCCGCUCGAAUUCCUUAAGAUUCGUGAAUUAUAUACUCUGGCUCGGUUGGAUAUAA
This is a messenger RNA of Trichophyton rubrum CBS 118892, 1080 nucleotides long. RefSeq lists its product as uncharacterized. Bases 1 to 1080 code for a protein of 359 amino acids. The transcript has a single exon. The record is from RefSeq and is a predicted model, not a curated record. Lineage: Eukaryota; Fungi; Ascomycota; Eurotiomycetes; Onygenales; Arthrodermataceae.